ACUCUCUCCAUCCAUCUCAUCAUUCAUUUACACGGCGAUAAGUCCGGUGCAAGCUCGACAGCCACAUUCCCUCCUAGCAUAUUGUCAGUCCUGGCAUACUGCAACAGUCAGCUCUAGGAGGCAUUCCUUCCCAGAAGGGGCCACAACACCUAGGUAUGGAGCAGCACAUGCUCACCCAUAUACCCCUGGUGGAAGAGGCAACUGACGGUGGGCCGCGACGGGUAACUCUUGGAUUUCUACAUUUACCCUUUUCGGAACAUGGCCUCCAUUCGCGAGGCUGAGCCUUGCCCUUUUCGGAAGACGUCAAACACAGCCCAGUAAUAAGGAUCGUGAGGCUGAAAUGCAACGCAGUCUCUUCUUCUUCUCUCUUCCUUUUGCCUUAUGGAUUCAGAUUUAGCGACUUCCCACUUUCGCUCGGGAGGCAAUGGACCACAUUCCUUACCCAACGGAUCUCAACCUUGCCCCGGUCGUUGUUCCCUACAUUCAAACUUCCGUGUUCGACCCUGAAGAUUUCGAUGCUUUCGAGACGCGACUCCGAGGAGGCGACACCAGGCUCUCUGCCCGCGAACAUGCGGGAUUAGCUCAGGCUUGGUUGUACUUUGGCUUUCUCGAGGUCUUUGUCGGGGAGAAAAUUGACAAGCGAAGAUUCCUUCGGAGGCCCACGGCACCUGAGGCGGUCGGUGUGGAAUAUGUGCUGGACAGCUCCGCGUUACCAAGCCUGCUGGACGGCUGCGUACGUCGAUUUCGCAAGUCACGUCGGGAAGCUCGAGAAAAGCAUCUACAGCAUUGGAGCAGAACCCUCAGGACAGCCCAACAGCACAUCUCGCAAUUGCAGAACGCUUGCUACACUGGCGGCUUGGAGUGGGAUGAGACGUACGGCGCUGUCUUCCUGUCGAUCAGCAUCCUUGAGGUCACUCUGCGAGACUUCUACUUCCGGAUGGACUACACCUGGUCGGCCAAGGAGCGAAAUUGGGGCGCCUACCCGAGGGCUAUGAACAAGCGGAUGCCCGGCUUCAAACCCGUCCUCCAGCAUGGACACCACGAUCAGGCAACUCCGGGAGCUCGAUUGCUAAUCAAGUACGUCCGUCACAAUACCCUUACCUGUCCUUGUUUCGGCUCUUCAAAGCCGCCCUUGGAGGCCCUCACCAGGUGGAACACCUUUAAGCCAAGGCGGUUGCUGAUCGGAAAAUUUCGCAGACGGAUGAAAGAGGCGGCGUGGUGUCCGCAUCAGACCGGCCUAUUUCUGGACACCACCGAUUAUGUCGUCGGAUAUUAUCUUUCGUCCAUACCAAGGAAAGAAGAAGCGACGCACGAAAGAUGCACAGAGGAGCGAUGCAUCGCAUACAAUACCGACAACGCAACUUACGUCACGAAACAUUUCAAGAGUCGUUGCGAAUGCUGCACGGUCGAGGCAUCGGACCACGCUCUCAAUGGCAUCGUUGCUACUAAUGGAAUUCCUCUUAUUCGCAUCAAAAAGGAGCCCAGCGGUCAAUAUCUUUUGGGUGUUGUCGAGUGUAAGCCGGAUACAGAGUACACUGCCAUCUCGCACGUCUGGAUCGAUGGACUUGGAAAUCCGAAAGCAAACGGCCUGCCUAAUUGUCAGAUUGAGAAGCUGGCUGAGCAUCUACUCCAGCUGGAACGAUCGCAAGAAUCACUGGUAUUGCGGCUUUGGCGGGCCGUAUGGAGACGACGGUCGAAAACGCCCCUAGUAUGGAUGGAUACGCUUUGCAUUCCCGUCAAGCCCGAACAUAAACAUCUGCGAGAGAAGGCAAUCAACGGCAUGUCUCUGAUAUACGCUGGCGCAAAGCAAGUCCUGAUUCUGGACGACGAGCUUCGCCGAAUCGACUCCAGGAAUGAGCCCAUUCAACUUCUCCACGCCCGUAUGCUCGCUUCAAAGUGGAACUCGCGGAGCUGGACCUUACAGGAAGGCGCACUGGCCCAGAAGGUCUACUUUCAAUUUCGUGGUUCCGCUGUUCCCCUGGAAUUUCCGGAGCAACCUUAUCUAAGGUCCUUCCUUAGACUCUUCUGGCGAGCGCUCAAAAGCCCUAGAUGGUUCCUAACCUUCAUUCACGAGUACAGUACAAAUCUACGCAGAAAUUGGUCCUGGCCUUCAUUCUUCAAGAAUCCGGCACCUUCUGGCUACCAAACGAUGACGCAUUACGUCCAACGCUCCUUCCAUGUCCUAGCGUCAACGCACUUCGACCUCCAAAUCACAUCCGAGGUCAUCCGUCUCUCUGGCUGGAGCAUCCGAUUCUUCACAACACAGACAAGCUUUGGCUCUUUGCGUCACAAAUUGGAAAGGACGUGGAACAUGCUGGGUCAAAGGACGACCACCUAUGCUGAGGAUCUGCACGUCGUCAUCGCGAACCUUGCGGGCUUCAGCGUGUCGCAAAUCAUGGGGCUAGCGACCCCGGAUCAGCGGACAAAGACCAUCUUGCACCGUAUCGGCGCUUUCAACGUGGGACUCCUUUGUAACCGGUACUUGAGACCUCUUGCAGCGGAAGAUUCUGCGGAUAGGUGGAUUCCUAGCUUUCCGGCACCGGACCAGCUUGAGGGGAAUUUGACUUUAGUCGUGGAGGAGAGAGGGAUGACGUUCCACCCGGAUACAAAGCAGGGGGACGUUCGAGCCUUUUUGAUUCACAAUUCCGCCUCUAUGGAGUCCUUUUGGAUAAAGUCUAGUCGACCUUGUCAGGACUCGAACUGUUCCUGUCACAACAACGAGGACGGAACCGAAGACCCCAACGACCAGCCUCAACACAACCAGCCACAAGAUGGCCUAUUGGACAAUGCGGAGGACGCGCAUACGGGGCAAGGCCAAGAACCGCUCGAAGCGUGUUUGCAAGAACAACAUCGUUCAGACGCCAUUGAACCGGUCUCUCACGCCUCUGAAGGCUCGGGCUUCUCCACCAAUAGCAAGGGUGAACACUUCAUCCAUGAAUGGUAUCACAUUACAUGUCGGCUUCCAGAAAACGACAAGCUUGAGCGCUCUCGCUACCAGGACAACAAAGCCUGCAUCCUCCUUAUUCCGCCCCUCUUGAAUGGACCUAAGACAAGGCUACAGGGAGCAAGGCUCUUGGAGACGGGCCGUUCGGAGGCAGAUGCUAAGGUCCAUCUUCGAUACGAUUGCCCGCUGGAAUACAGUAUCCAUAGCUUGACCCCGUCUCAUGAUACCCUGGGCGGUGCACCGGUCCUAUUCAUCAUGCAGGAAGUGUCUCACAACGAUAUCCUUAUCGAAUGCCAAACAGAUCCCAACAUCCGCACCAAGUACUUCACGCGCGACGGCUCCUUCUUUAUGCGCUCGCCCUACGGCAUCAUGGGCAUCCUCGGCCUCCUUCUCUUCAUCAUCCUGAUGGGCGCCAUCGUGCUCUUCGUCUUCGCAGUCUUGCAGGGCACCUCCCUGCGCAAAUAUUCCGUCGCUGUGAGAUGGGCGGGCGACAUCGCGUGCUCGACUGUGAUCAUUAUCAUGACUGUCUUGUUGUAUAAGAUGGUGUUGAGGUGGACGCGGAUCCAGGCCUUCAGGGCGUGGAAGAAAACGCUGGAGGAUGAUUGGAGGCCGCAGUUUAUUGGCGGUGGUCAGGGCUGGUGGAGGAGGUUUUGGGCAUGGGUGGCGAAGGAUCGCAGGAAUGAGAAGUGGAAGAGGAAGAGUGUGGAGUAUGAGAUGGUGUCUGUGUUGUAAUGCGUGCAUUGCAUACUAGCGAAUGCCUGUCUCAUUUUCAAAAGGCUCGCUCGCUAACUUGACGACCUGGAAGAGUAGCUAGCUUUUCUAGAGUCGGAAUUUAGAG
Messenger RNA from Trematosphaeria pertusa, 3782 nucleotides. RefSeq lists its product as uncharacterized. The record is from RefSeq and is a predicted model, not a curated record. Lineage: Eukaryota; Fungi; Ascomycota; Dothideomycetes; Pleosporales; Trematosphaeriaceae. The annotation marks the transcript as partial. The transcript has 2 exons.